CGUCAUUUCCGUUAUCCAUCUUUCCAGACUUCUUUUUUUUUACCAAACAAUGUGGCUUGCCAGUUUCGAUAAGCUGUACAGUUGUCGAAACGAUUCUGUUAUAAACAUUUCCCAGAGGCACUAGCACUACAUAUUCGUUUUUGUAUAACAGCAGUGAUUUUAUUUGAAGAACUAUGUCUAACACUGUUUCUUUCAGUACACAAAUAGCUGCAAUCAUGGAUGUGCUAUCAAAGGCAGCAGUUGCAGAAAUAGCCAAACUUGUAGACGAGGGCACCGUCGUGCUACGGCUUGAAAUGUGUCGGAAAGAAAAUGAGAUAGAAGGGCUUCAAAAUAGUUUACAGCUGAUGGAAAGAGAACUGAGGAAAGCUCAACGAGAAGCAGCAACACGAGUGACAAAUGACAGGCAACAUGCUGAGGAAAUCCAGGUUGGGAGUGGGACUCCACAAAAAGGUGAUGAAGAGAACCAAAAAGGCCAAGCCAUGCCUGUAGAGGACCCAGUAGAGAGCUUCAAUGAGCUGCAGCGUUCUGGACACCUUGAAGAGGCGAGGGGUGGACUGGAGUUUCUGGUGAAAGCAGAGCAGGUGGAAGAACAUGUAGCCCAGGGAACCAUACAAGAUCCAGGAAUCACAGACAGUGUGGACUUUAGAAUGGACGAGAGAGAUAGUCAGCUGUGGUCCUCUGUUACACAAGGACUAAGUGGGAAUAAUUCUGGCCACCCAGAUGGGUCUUACUCUACAGGGAGAUGCUUACAGAUGUUCUCAUCUCAGGCAGAUCAAUAUCCCACUCCCAUCCCAUCCCAUCCUUCCUGUAACUCUUUGUCCAUUGUAGGGAAACCACUGGAUGACAUAUUCAGCACUGUCCCACUGAAAGUGGAGCCUGAGAGGCAUCCUGUGUAUCAUGACAAUGCCAUGUCUGAGUCCAUACAUGUUGUGCAGGGGCAGUACAGAGAUACUCUGCAUCCUGUUGUGAGGGAGGGCUUGAUUUUACAUCCCAGAAUGCAGCAGCCAGGACCUUCUUCACAAGGGCUCUUGAGAGCUACUGAGAUUACAUCAGAGUCACACUCACACAACCAAGAGCAUAUUCUUAAUAAGAACAGAUUGAAAACAAAGAGGUUGGUAAAUGUUUGGAGAGCUGUACCAAACCAAAAAGUGUUAAUCUGCUCAUUGUGUGGAAAGAGCUUCCACCGCCAUUGUCAACUUGAAGCACACCAACACUCUCAUGCUGGAGUCAAGCCAUACAGAUGUCUUGAGUGUGGGAAAAGUUUUACUCAGAAACAAAGACUUAAGUCACAUCAGAGUGUUCACACGGGUGAGAGACCUUUCAGUUGCAGACUCUGUGGCAAGAGGUUUGCAAGGCAGGACAACUGCCAAACACAUGAGCGAUUUCACAGUGGACAAAAGCCAUUUAGUUGUGUGCUGUGUGGUAAAAGUUUCACAGUACUCUGUAACCUCAAACUACAUCAAAAACAUCAAUGUAAGUAAAUUUGCAAAUGUCAGAAUGUAUGAUUGCAUGUUCUGUGUUUUCCUCAGCAUUGUACACUUAAUGACCUGUUCAUGUUGAUUGUUCAACUGUUCAACUGUACUGAGAUUAGCAGGUUUCCAAUCAAGUAUUUCAAGAUGUUAUCCAGUGAUGUAUAAGUAUAAGUACAGUAAAGUACACCACAAACUAAAGGGUAAAACAUUUUUACUUGUGCUUUUUCAUGACUUACCUGGACUACCUAUUGAGAUGUGCCUUUAGUUUUAAUGUUUUUAUUUCACCUUUAUUUAACCAGGUAGGCCAGUUGAGAACAAGUUCUCAUUUACAACUGCGACCUGGCCAAGAUAAAGCAAAGCAGUACGACACAAACAACACGACACAAACAACAACACAGAGUUACACAUGGAAUAAACAAACAUACAGUCAAGUAUGUAGUUACACAUAUUUAAGUAUGUAAUAUAUAUAUAUUUACGUAUUUAGUAUACAUAGUUAAGUAAAUUGGGCGUAAAAUGAGGUGAAAAGGAGACUGGAGUGCCACUUUAAAAUGUUGAACCUCUUAAUGUGAUUUAUCUUUGCCUCAUCAAGAGAGCAACAGCUGCAUGCUAUCUUAAAUUGCUUUGUGCAUAUUCUCUUGUAUUUAUCAUUCAUUUCCGUAGCACGUCCAAUAGUGUUACUUUGUUGCCUGAUCGUAGCAGCAGUUCGAGUUAGUACAUUUUGGGGUUGAAAUAAAGUUUACAUUUGAUGAUUG
Molecule: messenger RNA, 2224 nt
Organism: Oncorhynchus nerka (sockeye salmon)
Lineage: Eukaryota; Metazoa; Chordata; Actinopteri; Salmoniformes; Salmonidae
Product: zinc finger protein 567-like
Exons: 2
Coding region: 174-1481 (435 amino acids)
Biological process (GO): regulation of transcription by RNA polymerase II
Molecular function (GO): RNA polymerase II cis-regulatory region sequence-specific DNA binding; DNA-binding transcription factor activity, RNA polymerase II-specific
Source: RefSeq, a predicted model, not a curated record